CCCCCAAACCACCCACUCCAUCCAUCCUGUCGCUAAACAGCUCGACGUGCGCGCUCCCGCGAGCAAGCUGACCUGUUGGAAAUGUUGCGAGGAGCCCACAAGACCUGAACCGGGUCCGACACUGACGGAACAUUUAGUAAAGAAAAAAACCAAGGUUGGAUACUUUCUUAUAUAACCACUUCUUCUUUGAAGCAGGAGGUUCCCUGGCUAGGGCAGGAGCUGCCAUGCCAUUUGGUUGUCUGACGCUCGGGGAAAAGAAGGAUUACAACAAUCCCUCGGAAGUCAGCGACAAAUAUGACCUGGGACAAGUUGUGAAAUCAGAGGAGUUUUGCGAGAUAUUCCGGGCCAAGGACAGGAACACGAUGAAAAUGUACACCUGCAAAAAGUUCAACAAAAAGGACGGCCGGAACGUGAGGAAAGCCGCUAAGAAUGAAAUAAUGAUCCUGAAAAUGAUAAAACAUCACAACAUCCUCCAGCUGAUUGAUGCUUUUGAAACGAAGAAAGAGUACUUUAUUUUCCUGGAGCUCGCCACAGGCAGAGAGGUCUUUGACUGGAUCCUGGAUCAGGGCUACUACUCGGAGAGGGACACCAGCAACGUAAUGAGGCAGGUGCUGGAGGCCGUGGCGUACCUGCACUCUCUGAAUAUUGUCCACAGAAAUCUAAAGCUGGAAAACCUUGUCUACUUUAAUCGCUUGAAACACUCCAAAAUUGUUAUCAGUGACUUCCAGCUGGCAAAACUGGAAAACAGACUCAUCAAGGAUCCGUGUGGGACUCCGGAGUACCUUGCUCCUGAGGUUGUUGGUAGGCAGCGAUAUGGAAGACCUGUGGACUGCUGGGCGAUAGGAGUCAUCAUGUACAUACUUUUGUCCGGGAACCCUCCUUUCUACGAUGACACCGAAGAAGAUGACCCCGACAGUCGGGACAAGAACCUUUUCCUGAAGAUCUUGUCGGGGGACUACGAAUUUGAUUCACCGUAUUGGGAUGACAUUUCAGAUUCUGCCAAGAAUCUGGUGGCGUCUUUGAUGGAGGUGGACCAGGACCAGCGACUGACUGCUCAGGAGGCCAUUGCCCAUGAAUGGAUUUCUGGGAAUGCUGCCUCGGAUAAGAACAUCAAAGAUGGAGUUUGUGCACAAAUAGAGAAGAACUUUGCCAAAGCAAAGUGGAAGAAAGCUGUCAGAGUGACCACCCUCAUGAAAAGGCUUCGGGCGUCUGAGCAGGGGGAUUCUGGAGCCUCCGAUCCUGCUGUUGGUGCCGGUGCCGGUGCUGGUGCCGGUGCCGGUGUCGUCACCGCCGCUCCAGCUGGCAGCAGCGGUGGCCUUGCUGCCAGCUUAAAGGCAGCUCUUAGUGCAAAUGCUCCUGACACACAAACUGACGCCACAUCUGCGCCCACUCAGCCAAGUGCAGCCAGACAGGAAGACAAGCCGGACGAAGGGUGCAACGGCGACGCUCUCUAGAGGAAAACGAGGAGGCACUCAGAGAUUGAACACAAGUUUCAACUAACAAGCACAUGAGCAGUACGGUCAUGAUGGUUUGCAUAAACAUGCAGUGUUUACGGUGUCUGAGUAUCUGACUGUAUGUCACGCAUUUCAUCAUUACUGAUUGGUCGGCAGUAUUCUCCACCCUCUCCUUAUUUUGUGUGUAAGUCCCUUUAAAACUAGGUAAGAGUAGCUCUGUUUGUGUUCCUUUUCCAUGAAUAACUGUACAAAAGGCGUAGUGUCAUUUAGUGAACUCAGUUCACCUUUAAUCAUUGACUGACUGUAUGUAUAUGUACUGUAUAUAAUAUAAUAUGUAUUUGUUUCAACCAAUGGCUAAUGCAGAUCUUACAGUCUUGAGUUCAUGACGUCAAGGAAAAGUGCACUUUUGGGGGGAAUUUUGCCCAUCAUCCACAAUCCUUUUGUGAGACGUGAACACAGGUCUUUCUCUUUUCUGUGUGUUCUAAAGAUUUAAAAACAGAUAAAAAGAGGCAGCUAAUUAUGGCGUACACUUGUUCCGCCAAGAAAGGCCUCUAUUAAAACACCUCCAAAAACCCCCCACAUGGUUUUAUGGUUUUAUAUCCAUGCUGUGAGCAUGUAGUAACAGCUACAUUCAUGAUGACAUGUAAUACUUACAGUAAUUUGCUCAUUGUAAGCAUUAGCGGAACUUCCUUCCUGGGUGCAUUGAUUUCACAUAGCAACAUAGAAAGGUGCACUACACCUAGCGUUAACUUUUCCAAACACAAAAACUGUAGCAGUGGCGGGAGGUCCAACACGUAGCGUUACCUUUCGCUACUGGCCUAAGGCAUUGUGAGUAAGUGUGUGGUGAAGCUAGCAGCUAGCCGGCGAGGUGUCACUACGCCAGUAACGUAGGUCUUGGGCGUAACACUGUUAAUAACAACAAUAAUAACAAUUGUCGCUGUAGCUUGGUUUGUAUGCACAUUGUGGCACAUGGCAGAGUAUGGGUGGAAAUUUUUUUCAAACUGCCAAAAAAUUUAAAUCCCAGGAACAUUCCCGUGUGGACAGGACCAGGUUUUUUUAGAGGGCUUUAUAGGUGGAAUAGACGUGUCUUAUUAUGUGCAUUGUUAGCUGCCUCAUGUUAGCUGUUUUUCACUCUUUGGAACGCACAGAAAAGGGAAAGACGGGUGUUCAUGUUUCACAUCUUGUUGGAUUGUGGAUGAUGGGCAAAAUACCAAAAAAUGUGCAGUUUUCCGUGUCAAAAGCAAAAUGUAUUGAUUUUUAGUUCCUACAUUAAACGACUAUCCACACGGAAAAGGUUUGCAGGUCAAAACAGCUCGUCAUCCACACGGAAACGGCGUUCUGGGUGCCCUGAAACAGCAUUUUUUUGGAAACCUUAAAAAUCUUAAAAUGCCGGCUUGUCGUUUCCGUGCGUUUACUAAUUCGGCACAGAGUGGGCGCAAAUUUUUCAACCCACCCCCCCCCCAAAAAAUCCCAGGGACGUUUCUGUGUGGACAGGGCCGGGGUCUUGGGUGAACAGAAAACGCCACAAAAUAUCCAGAAAAUCUGUUUUUCAAGGAGUAGGGGAGGCCCCAACCGUAUGAUAUUGUCUGAGGGGAGGCCACUCUUUGUAUAGCCCAUAGUCAACUGUGUCACACCGUAGCUAAUGAAUAAUAUAUUUCACAGCUAUCACAUACUAAUAACAUCACACUUGAUUGGCUCAAGUGCAGUGGCAGCGAGAAAGCUUUUUUUUCAUUUUUAGUUGAAGUGCCUUAAUAUUUUUUGCAGUAACUAAAUGUUUCAGACGAAACAGCUCCAUUUUUAAGACGACCUAUUUAUUUCUUUGAAAUGUUUUAGCUGCUUCACUUUGCUCUUCUUUUUAGAGUCUAUUAUUAUUAUUAUUAUUAUUAUUAUUAUUAUUAUUAUUAUUAUUAUUAUUAUUAUUCAGUCUUCUCCAUUUUCAUGCUGAACUUGUGAUGAUAUUAAGAUUAAAGACGCUCUGCAUGGAGUAUUGUUUUAGCUGUGUUGCUGUUGUGCUGUCAAACGUAGGUUUUAAUCAUUCCUUGACCUGUUUCGCUAUGUACCACGAUGUACUGUAUAUCUGCAUUGUGUAGAUGUGCUAUGUUUUGUGUGUGCAGUUGGCAACAUUUAGCUGAGCUAACAGGUUGCUACAACGCCGCUUAAGAGAGAAUAAA
Dunckerocampus dactyliophorus (ringed pipefish) is the source of this 3625-nucleotide messenger RNA. RefSeq names its product CaM kinase-like vesicle-associated a (gene camkva). Bases 225 to 1454 code for a protein of 409 amino acids. The record is from RefSeq and is a predicted model, not a curated record. Gene Ontology annotation, biological process: peptidyl-serine phosphorylation. NCBI's taxonomy places the organism in Eukaryota, Metazoa, Chordata, Actinopteri, Syngnathiformes, Syngnathidae. The transcript is spliced from 11 exons. Gene Ontology annotation, cellular component: intracellular anatomical structure. Gene Ontology annotation, molecular function: calmodulin binding; ATP binding; calcium/calmodulin-dependent protein kinase activity.